Messenger RNA from Cutaneotrichosporon cavernicola, 1671 nucleotides. RefSeq lists its product as uncharacterized. Bases 1 to 1671 code for a protein of 556 amino acids. Gene Ontology annotation, molecular function: phosphatidylinositol-3-phosphate binding. The record is from RefSeq and is a predicted model, not a curated record. Gene Ontology annotation, cellular component: endosome; retromer, tubulation complex. The transcript is spliced from 4 exons. Gene Ontology annotation, biological process: intracellular protein transport; retrograde transport, endosome to Golgi. Lineage: Eukaryota; Fungi; Basidiomycota; Tremellomycetes; Trichosporonales; Trichosporonaceae.
AUGGACCCGCUUGCAGACGACGUCAAUCAAGGCUGGGCUUCCGAAGCACCGCCAGCGCUCUCUUCGCCACCCGUCCAGUCUCCCUCUCGCGCCCCACAGCAACAGCAAACAUCACCAUCAACAUUCAUUCGUGAUCCCCAAGUCUACGGUGACCCAGGCCACGCUCUCAUGAAUCCUCCAGCAGAGCACAAUCCAAAGCAGAGUCCCCAUCCCUACCUCCGCCUCCGCAUUGCAGGUCUUGAACGGAACCGAAAGGACCUACUCGUCCGCUUCGAUGCCAGCACCAACCUCCCUAACUUUCGCACAUCCCUGUAUCGCAACCUUCAACGGUCCUAUGUCGAGUUCCAGCGCUUCGCAGAGCAACUUCAGCUUUGCUGUCCGCAGACCAUCAUCCCCGCCCUUCCCCUUCCCCACACUUCCGCAGCAACUGACGAGGAAGACGACCGGCUCGUUAGGAUAAUCCUCCAGCGCUGGUUCAGCCGCGUGGCGGACGACCCUCAGUUGCAGAAGGAGGACGAGCUACGCAGCUUCAUCGAGUCUGACUUUGGCUAUAACCCGAUCCCCCCACCCUCAGCACGCAAGCAGUCGACGGGUGGAGCGGCGACCUCGGUCCUGACCGCUGCCCUGUCCAAAGUCGUGCGCCGCGGGCCGUUGGACGAGGAUGACGAGAUCAUGAGUGCGCGCACGACUCUGGAGCGCCUGGAACCCGCGUGGGCUGCAGCGGCGAACAGCAUCGGCAAUCUCAGCAAGGCACGCAAGGCCCUUGCCUCUGCUCAGGCUGAAGUUGGUGCCAAACUCAUAGGUCUCGCGACCGAUGAGUCGGACAUGAACCUCGCGACUGCCGAGCGUAAGAUGGGCCGAGCGUACGAGCAAAUGAGCGGGAUGGCGGUGCAGCAGAUCACGAGCGACAACGUCAUCCUCAACGAUUCUCUCGCAUACCAGUCGUCUAAUGCCAGGGCAGGCCGCGACGCCCUCGCACAGCGCACCCAGAUCCUGGAAGACUCGCACAGUUCGACCAAGACGGCGAUCACCAAGCGUCGCAACGUCGAGCGAAUGAAGGGUAGCUCCAACAUCAAUCCUCAAAAGGUCGACGACGCGAUUAGUGAGAUGGAAGAGGCGAACGCAAUCGAGGACCGCCUCACUUCGAACCUCAACGCCAUCUCUGCACAUCUUCACACCGCUCUCCGCACACACUCACGUAACGCGCACGAGGACGUCGCCUUCAGUCUUCUCGAGCAUGCGCGCAUGAACAUCAUCUUCAAUCGCUCUGUCCUCCGCGAGCUGGAAGCGCUCAAGCCAGACCUUGCGCGCGUCACCGCUCCCAUUCUCGCCAACCCUGGCACCCCUACGACGCCCACAAGCGCUGGUCCCCUGACGUCUCCGCCUGUGCAGCACGCGACGCCGACCCAAGCCGCCUUCGCCCCGGCGCCGAGGCAACCAGGCAUGUCCCAGUCCAUGUAUGUCCCUGCGCCCGUUGAACCCGGUCCUCGAUCCCAUUCGGCGGGAGUCCGGCCUUCAACUCCGUCCACGCCAGGCCCAGUCGACCCUCUGGGAGGCGCUCCUAUGGCUCAGAGCAUGUACGGUGCGCCUGGCCAUCGGCCUCCUCAACGACGACAGGGACGCGCUCUCGACGAGCGCAAAGCAGCCAAGCUUCUGGCAGGUGGAUUCUGA